Penicillium nucicola is the source of this 216-nucleotide messenger RNA. RefSeq lists its product as uncharacterized. The record is from RefSeq and is a predicted model, not a curated record. The coding region runs from base 1 to 216 and encodes 71 amino acids. NCBI's taxonomy places the organism in Eukaryota, Fungi, Ascomycota, Eurotiomycetes, Eurotiales, Aspergillaceae. The transcript is spliced from 3 exons.
AUGGAGACCGCUAAGAACGCCGCAAACUACGCGAAGGAGACCGUCCAGGGAACUGGAGCCGAGGCCUCCAAGGAGACCAACAAGAAUGUUGCUAAGGACUCUGAUGCUGGCUUGGGUACCCGAGCAAGCGCUGCAAAGGAUGCCCUCGUGGACAAGAAAGAUGAAAAGUCUCAUGAGACCAAGGCUGAUGUUCAUAAAGAAGCCGCUAAACACUAA